Messenger RNA from Hypoxylon trugodes, 1865 nucleotides. RefSeq lists its product as uncharacterized. The transcript has 2 exons. Gene Ontology annotation, molecular function: copper ion binding; RNA polymerase II cis-regulatory region sequence-specific DNA binding; DNA-binding transcription factor activity, RNA polymerase II-specific. Gene Ontology annotation, biological process: positive regulation of transcription by RNA polymerase II; intracellular copper ion homeostasis; intracellular iron ion homeostasis. The record is from RefSeq and is a predicted model, not a curated record. Bases 255 to 1703 code for a protein of 482 amino acids. Lineage: Eukaryota; Fungi; Ascomycota; Sordariomycetes; Xylariales; Hypoxylaceae. Gene Ontology annotation, cellular component: nucleus.
CUCACCUUCCCGAGACACAAUCUAACAGGAUUCGCAUUUUAUUACCCGCGCGCAUCGACUGUGACGAAAAGGGUUUCCGAGCACCUCACCCUAGCCGGCGUAUCGCUCGCCGAUCUCCGAAGUAGACUUCAGGGCUUGCUAUACUCCGGAUUGCCUUGAUGUAAGAAAUAUCUCUUUAUACUACAUAUCAUCGCGACGCCUACGAUAUCUUAAAUUCCCUGUCGCGUUGGCAUCGUCCGGCGCCUCUGUGAAAGAUGCCUGUCAUCAACGGACAAAAAAUGGCUUGCGAGCCAUGCAUACGAGGCCAUCGUUCGACUAAAUGUACUCAUGCGGGGGAUCGUCUCCUACUGCCCGUGCGAAAGCCGGGUCGGCCUCUGAGUACCUGCCCGCAUCCGCCGGGAAAGGCCUGCCAAUGCAGAUCGAGUGUAACAGCUGCGAUACCUAGAGGUGCCGCCUGCCGUUGUGGCGGAGGCUCGUCUGUUAAAACUAACGGUACGCCGACGAUCGUUAAGGCCGAACCGUCGGACAACCCACCGUUAUCACCCGCGAAACAAGCGUCUUUUCGGAUACAGAAACCGACGACGAAACCACCUCGCAAACAGUCUGCUGACGCAUCUGCCCUGCAGCGGAUGAACCCUAGUAGUCUGAAUUUGGUCAAUGCUGCCAAUGUUUCGGUGACGGCUCCUGGAAAUGGAGCGUCAAUACCCGAUUAUACCAGCUAUAUUCCAUCACUACAAAAUGGAAACCACCAAUACCCAACAUAUCCUCACAUAAAUUCCCGCUUAGAUAGUGCAGUGGACUCUCCGUUGAUGUCGCUGAACGGUAGCCUGUCGGGACCGCCGCUAAUGCAAGCUUCCGGAAAUGAAGUAUCUGACAGUUCCGGUACGUUAACGCCUGGUACUUCUAGCUCGCCGUAUCAUACACCGACAUCUAGUAAUGGGGAUUCCUUACCGCAAGAGCCGCCUUUUGAAGCGGCGGGAAGCUGCUGUUCCCAGCGAAUACGACCUCAACCUCAACCACAAACCCAGGUGCAGAAUCACAUACAAUUCCAGGGCCAGAUGCAGACCAGACCUCAAGAGCAGACACAUAUGAUGGGAUAUGCCCCUCAGGUUAUCACGAACAACGGCUCGAUAAUGGGCCAGUUUCAACAAAUAGCAGCUAACCAACAGAUGUACCCGAUAAGUAAUUUCGGUCAGUCGGCUUUAUACCCGGAGACCUCGUCGUACGGGACACCUCACUUUCCGUUGCAACAGUCGCAGUGGGAACAGUUAGUGGCGAGCCUGAUACCACAGGUUGAACCGAAUGGAAAUGCUCCCGGCUCAUAUACUAGCCAUGUGUGUAACUGCGGUCCCGACUGCGAUUGUCUUGGUUGUCUUGCCCACCCAUACAAUCAAGCGACGUGCGAAUAUAUUCGCGAGGUUAUGGCAUUCCAAGAAACCAAUGUUAACGGCAAGAUAGACAGUGGCAACUCAAUACCGGAUCCGCCGCUGGCGGUGAGCGAAACACCGCCAGCGCCAGCUCAAACCCCGUCCGAUACCGAUUCGCCAGGUGGGAACGAUCAAAACCUAUCACCAAGUGAAUUCCUCUUCGUGGAUUACGGCAGUGGCAUGUGCGGAUGCGGCGAUGACUGCGCAUGUGUCAAUUGUAUGAUUCAUCGUGAUACUAUAGACCCUAAGGGUCAUCAGGACAAAACACCCAAUUGAGGUGGGGGCGAAACCGUGGUUGUUCCAAUUGUCCCGUGGUUUAAUAUUUGAACCACAUAGCGCCUUCUGAAGGAGAAGCAGAUCGAGAGAUCGAAUGAAAUCUCUGAGAUUUCGGACGAAAAUUCAUGAGAGAGGAGAUACAUGACUUAUGCAUACCCAAGG